ACUAGGGCUGUUGAAAGGUCUCUGCAACUUGCUUUUUUAGUCUGUGGCUGAUGAAAGAUCAACGGACUCUUAAAGGACUGGGCAGCCCAGGUUGCUAUAGGGUUGCUACAGCAACUUGAGUUCUCUGUGAAUAAGAAGCUAACUUAGCAGGCUCUUCUGUGACUCUUUAGAUCCUGCCGGCAGUGGUAUUGACAGCAUCUCUUCCUCAAUACAGCAGCUUCUCCCAAUAAGAACUGCUUAUGCAUUGGGACCACAAAGGUAUAACAGGAUCCCAAAGCUAGAAGAAAGAGCACAUCCACAACCAACACACAUCCUGGAAAAGAAGCAGAAUGGGCUGCAACAUAAACUAUGGUCUACUCACUGGGGCUAUCAUUGGAGCAGUGCUGGCUAUCUUUGGAGGAGUCUUAAUACCACUUGGUGAUUACUUUGUUAGCAGUACAAUAAAGAAGGAAGCUGUUAUUGAGAAUGGUACAAUUGCUUAUGAAAACUGGAUUGUGCCAGGAAGUCCUGUUUACAGGCAAUUUUGGAUCUUUGAUGUGCAAAAUCCAGCAGAGGUGAUGAAUGGAUCACGGCCAAUACUCAAGCAAAAAGGGCCUUACACAUAUAGGGUGCGAUAUUUGGCCAAAAUAAACAUCACUCAAAAUCCUGACCACACAGUGUCCUAUCUGCUGCCAAAUAUUGCUCGCUUUGAACCAACGAUGUCAGCUGGGACAGAAAAUGACACUGUUACAUGCAUUAAUCUGGCUGUUGUCGCUGCCCCUGCCCUGUAUACAAACAAUUUCAUUCAAUUACUGCUAAACACUUGGAUUAAGUCUUCCAAAUCAGCCAUGCUGCAGAACAGAACUGUGAGAGAAAUACUGUGGGGCUAUAAGGAUCCAUUCUUGGAGAAAGUCCCCUUCCCUCUGGACUCAACACUUGGCGUCUUCUACCCUUAUAAUGGAACAGCUGAUGGAGUUUACAAAGUUUAUAAUGGGAAGGAUGACAUAAGCAAGACAGCAAUAAUUGAUUCCUAUAAAAACAAAAGAAAUCUUUCAUACUGGGAAGGUCAUUGUGACUUGAUCAAUGGAACAGAUGGGUCAUCAUUUCCUCCCUUUGUUAAGAAAGAUUCAAUACUGCGUUUCUUUUCCUCUGAUAUUUGCAGGUCCAUCUAUGGCAUGUUCACGAGUGACCAGGUUGUGAAGGGGAUCCCCCUCUACCGUUUUAGUGUUCCUAGUGCAGCAUUUGCAUCUCCCGUUGUAAAUCCAGAUAAUAUGUGCUUCUGCACCGAUUCUGUUGUAUCAAAAAACUGUACAUCUGCGGGAGCCCUAGACAUUAGCUCCUGCAAAGCAGGGAGGCCAGUAUUUAUUACCCUUCCCCAUUUUCUCUUUGCCAGUGAUGAUAUAAAAGAAGGUGUUGAAGGACUGAGCCCAAACAAGGAUGAACAUGAAACAUUUUUAGAUGUAGAGCCUACAACUGGCUUUACAUUACAUUUUGCCAAAAGGCUGCAAGUUAACUUACUGGUGAAACCUGCAUCAAAAAUCGAAGCUCUUUCCAAAAUUAAAAAUCCCUACAUCUUUCCUGUUCUGUGGCUGAAUGAGACAGCUAUUAUUGGUGAUGAAAAAGCGGAAAUGUUCAGAUCAAAAGUGACCUCUCGAAUCAACAUGCUCAACAUCGUGCAGAUAGCAUUAAUCAUUGUUGGUUCUGUGAUGUUCCUGGCAUUCAUGAUCUCAUAUUUUGUGUGCAGAACAAAGGAUUUCAAAUAAACAGCAAAGGUCUUCUGAGGUUGGCAGUAGCUGUCAUAUUUCUGGCAGUUUAUUUUGUCAUUGAAUCGUACUAAUCUGAUGCCAUAAUGUACUUUAUACAAACAAAUACACCAUGGAAUUAAACACACUUUUCUGUUCUGGGAAACAAUGGCGAUGCACAGGGAGUGCAUGUGGGUUCGUGUGUACCCCCUGAGUGUGCCGGUGCACCCCAUGUGAAUAGGCACCGCUGGUGUCGGCAGCACUUGUGGGCGGUUGCCACUGACCUUCCGCCCUCACUGCUGAUGCCAGUGGUGUCUGCAGGCGGUCUGCAAUCGCUGAUGGCUGCUGCCGCAGCUGCCAACAGUGUCGGUGGGUGGUCGCUGACUACUAGUCCGUGCUUGCAACCCCCU
Messenger RNA from Gavialis gangeticus (Gharial), 2131 nucleotides. It is a transcript of the gene CD36, whose product is annotated as CD36 molecule. Gene Ontology annotation, biological process: low-density lipoprotein particle clearance; long-chain fatty acid import into cell; receptor-mediated endocytosis. Bases 330 to 1742 code for a protein of 470 amino acids. The transcript has 14 exons. Lineage: Eukaryota; Metazoa; Chordata; Crocodylia; Gavialidae. Gene Ontology annotation, cellular component: caveola; cytoplasm; cell surface. The record is from RefSeq and is a predicted model, not a curated record. Gene Ontology annotation, molecular function: scavenger receptor activity; low-density lipoprotein particle receptor activity; low-density lipoprotein particle binding.